AUGAAAUGCAGUGCUCAACAAACCGCCAGAGGUGAAGUUAGUGACGAUGAACUGGCAACUGAAUCGGGUGGAUGUGACGACGAUGUGCUGGUACAGACGGAAGGGGACGGGACCGAUUUGAGGCCGAUGCGUCGUCGAGUCAAUGCGGCCGCCUGCGAGGCCGCCGCCACCGCCCAUCGAUCACCCCGCCCACAAAGCUUCGUCAAAGCAGUUUCGCACUAA
Molecule: messenger RNA, 222 nt
Organism: Angiostrongylus costaricensis
Lineage: Eukaryota; Metazoa; Nematoda; Chromadorea; Rhabditida; Metastrongylidae
Source: the annotation of a GenBank genome assembly